UUUAUGGUAUAUAUUUAAGAUUGCCUACCUACGAAUGAUUCUGAUACUUUCUAUGAUUUCUAAUGAUUCAUAAUUUAAAAAUAUGAUUGCUAAAUCGUAUAUGGACUAUCUGCUCAUAUGUUGGCGAAUCAUAUGGCAUAUUUUCGAAACUACUCCGGAUAAAUGUUCAUAUUAUUUACCAAUUGCAUAUACAACAUUAUUUAUUCUGGGAAUUCACAUGAUGUGGUGCGGUUUUCUGGAUAUAUGUAUUAGUAAAUAUUGGAGAAACUAUAGAGAUGUCUCACUUUGUUGGCAACUUAUAAUUUUUAUAAUAAAAAUAUUUGCAGGAUUUUGCUUAUCAGAAAUUAUUUUAUCUCUUUUAUGUUUUCACUGUACUUAUGAGAUCGUAGUAAGUAGUGGAGAGAGAUACUUAUUAAUAUUUCCAGCUGUUACAAUACAAAAGUAUCCUACACUGGUAGGAUAUCUUUUAAUUUGUUGGGUAUUUUUUGGUGGAUUGUACUACUUUGAACCAGUUAAAGAAAAAAUAAAGAAAAGUUUUAUAAAACUCUUGAACAUAAUACUCUCGCCGAAUAAUAAUUACAAUGAAUUUAAUUUACUGUAUCCGAUAUAUAUUCGUACCGUAGAUAAUCAAGAUACUUACCUGGAAUAUACGGAUAGUUUAAGUGAUGAACAAUUUUAUAACGAAAUAGAUGAUUUUUACCAUAACGAUUUCAUGGGUGACUGACAGUACGAAGGUAUUUUUAACCAAUGCGCAUUUAUAU
Teleopsis dalmanni is the source of this 761-nucleotide messenger RNA. RefSeq lists its product as uncharacterized. The transcript is spliced from 2 exons. The coding region runs from base 83 to 724 and encodes 213 amino acids. The record is from RefSeq and is a predicted model, not a curated record. NCBI's taxonomy places the organism in Eukaryota, Metazoa, Arthropoda, Insecta, Diptera, Diopsidae.